Misgurnus anguillicaudatus (oriental weatherfish) is the source of this 4063-nucleotide messenger RNA. RefSeq names its product kinesin family member 3B (gene kif3b). Gene Ontology annotation, biological process: microtubule-based movement. Gene Ontology annotation, molecular function: microtubule binding; microtubule motor activity; ATP binding. NCBI's taxonomy places the organism in Eukaryota, Metazoa, Chordata, Actinopteri, Cypriniformes, Cobitidae. The record is from RefSeq and is a predicted model, not a curated record.
UGAAGCGGUUUGUUUGCCGUUGCCAGGCCGAUUGUUUCGAGUCUCCGAGGAGAUUUGAUCCUCAUUGAUCCGUUUAUUUGCUUAAACUGUUAAACAUUAGCGGGAUUAUGAUAUGAAAAUGCAGUUAAAUAGUAUAACUCCAUUUUAAACAAUGCCCUUUCGACAAAAGCGAUUAAUCUUCCCUCAUAUUUGUGUCCUGUGAUUUGUUUAUCGCUGUAUUUGUCUCGCUUUCGUACAUGGCAACCGAGACUGACAGGCUCUGCUGCUGGCAACACUAUCACUGUGACGUAAUCCUACAGAUGUUUUAAGGCAGCACUUGCACCAAAGUAAUCCAGAAGCUGUCAAAAUGUCUAAAAGCAAGAGCUCUGAAACCGUAAAGGUGGUGGUGCGCUGUCGCCCCAUGAACGAGAAGGAGCGAGUUGCCAACUUCGAGAGGGUGGUUUCUGUAGAUGUGAAGUUAGGGCAGGUGGCCGUACGCAACCCUCGAGGUGCGUCCUCCCACGAUCACCCUAAGGUUUUCACUUUCGAUUCAGUCUACGAUUGGAGCUCCAAACAGAUGGAGCUUUACGACGAGACCUUCCGCCCGUUGGUGGACUCUGUGCUGUUUGGUUUCAACGGGACCAUUUUUGCAUACGGUCAGACUGGUACCGGAAAGACCUUCACGAUGGAGGGGGUACGAAACGACCCCGAUAGGAGGGGCGUCAUACCCAACUCCUUUGAGCACAUUUUCACGCACAUUUCGCGCUCGCAGAACCAGCAGUACUUGGUCAGGGCUUCAUACUUGGAGAUUUAUCAAGAGGAGAUCAGGGAUCUUUUAUCGAAGGACCAAUCUCGCCGUCUGGAGCUCAAGGAGAGGCCUGAUACGGGCGUUUAUGUUAAAGACCUCUCUUCAUUUGUCACCAAAAGCGUUCGGGAGAUCGAGCAUGUGAUGAAUGUCGGCAACCAGAACCGAUCGGUUGGUGCAACCAAUAUGAACGAGCACAGUUCCCGCUCUCACGCCAUCUUUGUCAUCACAGUCGAGUGUAGUGAGCUGGGCCCUGACGGAGAAAACCACAUCCGGGUUGGAAAGCUCAACCUUGUUGACCUUGCAGGAAGCGAAAGGCAGACGAAGACUGGUGCACAGGGUGAGCGCUUGAAAGAGGCCACCAAAAUCAACCUCUCCCUCUCCGCUUUAGGUAAUGUCAUCUCGGCGCUGGUAGACGGACGAAGCACGCACAUCCCAUACCGUGACUCUAAGCUUACGAGGCUUUUGCAGGAUUCCUUGGGCGGAAAUGCCCGAACAGUUAUGGUAGCCAAUAUUGGACCCGCCUCCUACAAUCUAGAAGAGACGCUGACGACUCUACGCUAUGCCAAUCGAGCUAAAAACAUUAAGAAUAAGCCCCGUGUCAACGAAGACCCCAAGGACGCUCUGCUUCGAGAAUUUCAGGAGGAGAUUGCCCGCUUGAAAGAACAACUGGAGAAAAGAUCCGGCAAAAAGAGGAGGAAAAGGAGGAGACGGAGAGUUGGAGAAGGAGGAGAGGAGUUGGAGGAUGGGGAAGAUGAUGAUGAAGAUGAUGAUGAUGAUGAUGAAGAGGAAGGAAUGGACGGGGAUAAGAGCAUUACGGAUUAUUGGCGGGAGCAACAGGAGAAGCUGGAAAAGGAGAGGAGGGCUAUCAUGGAGGACCACAGCCUGGUGGCAGAGGAGAAACAGCGACUGCUUAAGGAGAAAGAGAAGAAGAUGGAUGAUCUUCGCAAAGAGAAAGAAGCAUCAGAGAUGCUGACAGCCAAAGUUAAGGCCAUGGAGAGCAAGCUGCUGGUUGGUGGGAAGAAUAUUGUAGAUCACACCAAUGAGCAACAGAAGAUUCUGGAGCUGAAGAGACAUGAGAUAGCAGAACAGAAAAGGCGGGAAAGGGAAAUGCAGCAGGUGAUGGAGUGUCGUGAUGAAGAGACGCUUGAGCUGAAGGAGACGUACAGUUCACUACAGCAGGAAGUUGACAUCAAGACCAAGAAACUUAAAAAGCUGUUUUCCAAGCUUCAGUCGGUAAAGGCAGAGAUUCAGGAUGCUCAGGAAGAGCAUGUUAAAUACAGACAGGAGCUGGAGCAGACACAGAAUGAGCUGACCAGAGAACUGAAACUCAAACAUCUGAUCAUAGAGAACUUCAUCCCUCUGGAGGUGAAGAACAAGAUUGUAACAAGGGCCAUUUUUGAUGAAGAAGACGACACCUGGAAAAUGACACCUAUCACCCGUAUUCAAAAUGAUCAGCAGAUGAUGAAAAGGCCAGUUUCUGCAGUCGGGUACAGUCGGCCUCUGAGUCAGCACGCUCGCAUGGCCAUGUUGAUGCAGCCUGAUGUCAGAUACAAGGCUGAGAAUAUCUUGCUGUUGGAGUUGGAUCUCCCCACACGAACCACAAAAGAUUACGAGGGGCCGGUCAUAGCACCUACAGUAGCUGCAGCUCUGGAAGAUGCUCUGAGGGAGGAGGAUGAGAUCCAAGUGGAUGCCUCUGGUCUCCAUUCCAGCCUCGGUUUGGGGUCUGGCCUUUGUGUUUCCUCAGCUGGGUUCUCAAAGAAACCAAAGUCAGGCCGCCCUAAAACUGGCAAGAAGGUGAGCACCCCCACUUCAGGUCAUAGCCCCUUGUCUGGCUCAGGGUCCCCUCUGUACCCGCAGUCCCGUGGGCUUGUGCCCAAAUGAAACCGCUCCUCUGUGAAACCCUCCGCUUGUCCUCAUGUGGGCUAUUUGCAACUAUGUUCUUAGUUCUGGAGGACCAAAAGACUCACAAGCUGCAAGUCAUGGGACAGUUUUGAUGGAUGUCAUGGAAGAUGGAACACGUCUUGUUUAACCUUACAUGAUUGGCUUACAUUUAAAAUGCUGAUUGUGUCGUAAUACAAACAAUGCAAAAGAUUUUCUAACUACCUUGUUUUUAGAUGUCACAUUGGCAUCCCACAAAAAAUGUUACACCACUUGAUCAAUUUGGAUUUAGUGUGCACUUCAGUAAAAUGUUAUGUGUUUAGUGUCUGUGUAAAUGUCUGUGUGUGGGUGAGGUCAAAGGUCAAGACGUUAGAUACAUGUCAUUUAUGGGAACGUUUUAUGUGGGUGCUAUAAGUCCACUUUUUCCAGUUGUAGGAUUAACCAAUUUUAGCUGGAGAUUUAUGCUGGUCCACUGUAUUUGUUAUCUGACAAGAGCAUUACGUCAUUGGCCAGAUCCCAAAACAAUCUCUUGGCAGAAGCAGGGCCGAUAGAAGAUGCAAGUAAGAUGUUUUUCAAUAGGCUGUUGUUGCAGUCAGCGCUGUAUCCUGUAGUUGCUGUGUUUUUUCCAGACUUUCUUUGAAAGGAUGGGAUUUGGGAGGAGAGGUGGGGUUAAAGGUCAUCACACACUAAAAAUAUCAGGGUUCAAAGGUGCCUUAGUUUCUCAUUAAAUAUGGAAGUGAAUACAACUCCCAUUGGUCUGAGAGUCCCUUGACCUGAUCGCUAAAUAUUGUACCCCAAAUGUGUGAGCCAAUUUGCUCUUUUUAACACAUGCCUCCUAAAUACAGAAUUCUUUCAGUGUUACUUGGUUUAUUCAGGUUUGUAUUUAAUAUUUAGAUUUCAUAGGGGUUUGUUAACACAAAGUCUUAAAUAAGUGAUUGCCCCUCCUUUAACUUACCCUUGUUGGUAAUACCAUUGCCUGCUGCUACCGUAGGGUUCUAUCACCCCUUGUGACAAAGCAUACAGUUUAUGUAUAUUAAGAUGUAGGUAAAUAUUUCUGCAUUGCAAAUAAAUAAUAAAUAGAGCAUCAUUUAAAAGGCUAAUUUAUGACCCUACUAGUCAAUUUUAUAAGCAAUUGUAGAUACUUUUUAAUGUUCUUAUUUUCUUUGCUUAGAUUUGUAUUAUUUUUGAAUGUAUUAUUUAAAGUUCUGUACAAAUUUAUUUUUGCAUACGAGAUUUAAGUAUCAUUUUCACUUGAUUCAACUGAUUUCUUCUGUUAAUCAGAAUACAUCAAAUAUUAAACGCAGCUCAUCAGAAUCUGUAUAAUCCUUAUGCUGAUACUCUUAUAGUGGUUUAUACUUUAAACAUUUGUAAUAAUAAAUUUUGAAUUUCGUAAGUAAA